UUGCUCGGGCAAAAAUCCAAUUCCAUCUCUCCGACUAAAAGAUUUUUUUUAUUUCUCUCUUUCCCAUCUCGUAACCCUAAACCUAACAUUCUUCUCCCCGUUCGACUCGGAUCUGUUUUCUCCGUCGUUUCUAUUCAGAAUCGCCACCACAAAUUUGGUGUACAGAAGUUUUUUCUCUGUUUUCCUUGUCGUCAAUUUCUUCGGUAAUGAGUCCCACCGCGUCAACCUCCACCGUCGGAGGUGGCGGAUCGGCUGAGCCUUCCGGUGUAAAGAAAACCUCGAAGCGGCCCAAAUAUUCAAAAUUUACUCAGCAGGAGCUUCCAGCAUGCAAGCCAAUUCUUACUCCAAGUUGGGUGAUCUUGACAUUUCUUGUCGCUGGGGUUGUCUUCAUUCCCCUCGGAGUGAUCUGCCUAUUUGCUUCUCAGGGAGUCGUCGAGAUUGUUGAUCGAUAUGACACAGACUGCGUUCCAGCAUCUUCUAGGGACAACAAGGUCGCUUACAUACAGAGUGAAGGAGAUAAGAUAUGUAACAGAACAAUAACGGUCACUAAAACUAUGAAGAAUCCCGUCUAUGUCUACUACCAACUUGAGAAUUUCUACCAAAACCAUAGACGGUAUGUGAAAAGUCGAAACGAUGCACAACUAAAAAGUCCAAGGGAAGAGCGUGAUGUGAAAACUUGUGCACCUGAAGAUAAUGUGGGUGGAGAACCAAUUGUGCCAUGUGGUCUUGUUGCUUGGAGUUUGUUCAACGACACUUAUCGAUUUUCAAGAAAUAGCCAACAACUUCCUGUGAAUAAGAAAGGCAUCUCUUGGAAGAGUGACAGAGACAACAAGUUUGGAAAAAAUGUGUUCCCUAAAAAUUUUCAGGCAGGAGCGCCUAUAGGUGGUGGAACUCUUGAUCCCAAGAAACCGUUGAGUGAGCAAGAAGACCUCAUAGUCUGGAUGCGAACCGCAGCUUUGCCAACAUUUAGGAAGCUGUAUGGGAAGAUUGAAACGGACCUGCACGCUGGUGAUACCAUAACAGUCAUGCUGCAGAACAACUACAACACUUACAGCUUCAAUGGCGAGAAGAAGCUCGUGCUAUCAACCACUAGCUGGCUCGGUGGAAGAAACGAUUUCCUCGGGAUUGCAUAUCUGACUGUAGGCAGCAUCUGCCUGUUCUUAGCUGUUACAUUCGCCGUAUUGUAUCUAGUUAAGCCAAGGCAACUCGGAGAUCCCUCGUACCUUUCGUGGAACAGAAGUGCUGGGGGUUGACAUUUCUAGAGUUCUGCAGGCAAUUAGGCUUGCUCCCUCCAUCGUCAAACGGCGUAGUUUUUGGCUGAGCUAACAAAAGAAACGAAAAAGGAGAAAAAAAGUAUAUAGUCCGAUUAUAAUUCGUGUUGUUGAGAACAACGUUUAAUCUCUUGUUUUUUAUUUUUGCUUAAUCAUAUAUCAUUGUAAGAUCAUGGACAAUUAACGGUGUUUAGAAAAUAUUGUGCAAUUA
Messenger RNA from Eutrema salsugineum, 1482 nucleotides. Its product is annotated as ALA-interacting subunit 5. The transcript has 8 exons. The record is from RefSeq and is a predicted model, not a curated record. Gene Ontology annotation, cellular component: plasma membrane; Golgi apparatus; endoplasmic reticulum. Lineage: Eukaryota; Viridiplantae; Streptophyta; Magnoliopsida; Brassicales; Brassicaceae. The coding region runs from base 207 to 1253 and encodes 348 amino acids.